Neomonachus schauinslandi (Hawaiian monk seal) is the source of this 3809-nucleotide messenger RNA. Its product is annotated as protein argonaute-1. Bases 1 to 2574 code for a protein of 857 amino acids. The record is from RefSeq and is a predicted model, not a curated record. Gene Ontology annotation, molecular function: protein binding; RNA binding. The transcript is spliced from 19 exons. NCBI's taxonomy places the organism in Eukaryota, Metazoa, Chordata, Mammalia, Carnivora, Phocidae.
AUGGAAGCGGGACCCUCGGGAGCAGCUGCGGGCGCCUACCUGCCCCCCCUGCAGCAGGUGUUCCAGGCACCUCGCCGGCCUGGCAUUGGCACUGUGGGGAAACCAAUCAAGCUCCUGGCCAAUUACUUUGAGGUGGACAUCCCUAAGAUUGACGUCUACCACUACGAGGUGGAUAUCAAGCCGGAUAAGUGUCCUCGCAGAGUCAACCGGGAAGUGGUGGAAUACAUGGUCCAGCAUUUCAAGCCUCAGAUCUUUGGUGAUCGCAAGCCCGUGUAUGAUGGAAAGAAGAACAUUUACACUGUCACAGCACUGCCCAUUGGCAAUGAACGGGUUGACUUUGAGGUGACAAUCCCUGGGGAAGGGAAGGAUCGAAUCUUCAAGGUCUCCAUCAAGUGGCUAGCUAUUGUUAGCUGGCGCAUGCUGCAUGAGGCCCUGGUCAGUGGCCAGAUCCCUGUUCCCUUGGAGUCCGUGCAAGCCCUGGAUGUGGCCAUGAGGCACCUGGCAUCCAUGAGGUACACCCCCGUGGGCCGCUCCUUCUUCUCACCGCCUGAGGGCUACUACCACCCGCUGGGGGGUGGGCGCGAGGUCUGGUUCGGCUUUCACCAGUCUGUGCGCCCUGCCAUGUGGAAGAUGAUGCUCAACAUUGAUGUCUCAGCCACUGCCUUCUACAAGGCACAGCCGGUGAUUGAGUUCAUGUGUGAGGUGCUGGACAUCAGGAACAUAGAUGAGCAGCCCAAGUCCCUCACAGACUCUCAGCGUGUGCGUUUCACCAAGGAGAUCAAAGGCCUAAAGGUGGAAGUGACCCACUGUGGACAGAUGAAGAGGAAAUACCGUGUGUGUAAUGUUACCCGCCGCCCUGCCAGCCAUCAGACGUUUCCCUUGCAGCUGGAGAGUGGACAGACUGUGGAGUGCACAGUGGCACAGUAUUUCAAGCAGAAAUAUAACCUUCAGCUCAAGUAUCCCCAUCUGCCCUGCCUGCAAGUUGGCCAGGAACAAAAGCAUACCUACCUGCCCUUAGAGGUCUGUAACAUUGUGGCUGGGCAGCGCUGCAUUAAGAAGUUGACCGACAACCAGACUUCGACCAUGAUAAAGGCUACAGCUAGGUCGGCCCCAGACAGACAGGAGGAGAUUAGCCGCCUGAUGAAGAAUGCCAGCUAUAAUCUAGAUCCCUACAUCCAGGAAUUUGGGAUCAAAGUGAAGGAUGACAUGACGGAGGUGACGGGGCGAGUGCUGCCGGCCCCCAUCUUGCAGUACGGCGGCCGGAACCGGGCCAUUGCCACACCUAAUCAGGGUGUCUGGGACAUGCGGGGGAAACAGUUCUACAAUGGGAUUGAGAUCAAAGUCUGGGCCAUCGCCUGCUUCGCACCCCAAAAACAGUGUCGAGAAGAGGUGCUCAAGAACUUCACAGACCAGCUGCGGAAGAUUUCCAAGGAUGCAGGGAUGCCCAUCCAGGGCCAGCCUUGCUUCUGCAAAUAUGCGCAGGGGGCAGACAGCGUGGAGCCCAUGUUCCGGCAUCUCAAGAACACCUACUCAGGGCUGCAGCUCAUUAUCGUCAUCCUGCCAGGGAAGACGCCAGUGUAUGCUGAAGUGAAACGUGUUGGAGAUACGCUCUUGGGAAUGGCUACACAGUGUGUGCAAGUGAAGAAUGUGGUCAAGACCUCGCCUCAGACUCUGUCCAAUCUCUGCCUGAAGAUCAAUGUCAAACUUGGUGGCAUUAACAACAUCCUAGUUCCACACCAGCGCUCUGCCGUCUUUCAACAGCCAGUGAUAUUCCUGGGAGCAGAUGUUACACACCCCCCAGCAGGGGAUGGGAAAAAACCUUCUAUCACAGCAGUAGUAGGCAGUAUGGAUGCCCACCCCAGCCGUUACUGUGCUACUGUGCGAGUGCAGCGACCCCGGCAGGAGAUCAUUGAAGACUUAUCCUACAUGGUGCGUGAGCUGCUCAUCCAGUUCUACAAGUCUACCCGCUUCAAGCCUACCCGCAUCAUCUUCUACCGAGAUGGGGUUCCUGAAGGCCAGCUCCCCCAGAUCCUCCACUAUGAGCUGUUGGCCAUCCGUGAUGCCUGCAUCAAACUGGAAAAGGACUACCAGCCUGGGAUCACUUAUAUCGUGGUGCAGAAACGCCAUCAUACGCGCCUUUUUUGUGCUGACAAGAAUGAGCGAAUUGGGAAGAGUGGUAACAUCCCAGCUGGGACAACUGUGGACACCAACAUCACCCACCCAUUUGAGUUCGACUUCUAUCUGUGCAGCCAUGCAGGCAUCCAGGGCACCAGCCGACCAUCCCAUUACUAUGUCCUUUGGGAUGACAACCGUUUCACAGCGGAUGAGCUCCAGAUCUUGACGUACCAGCUGUGCCACACUUAUGUACGAUGCACGCGCUCCGUCUCUAUCCCAGCACCUGCCUACUAUGCCCGCCUGGUGGCUUUCCGGGCACGAUACCACCUAGUGGACAAGGAGCAUGACAGUGGAGAGGGGAGCCACAUAUCGGGGCAGAGCAAUGGGCGGGACCCCCAGGCCCUGGCCAAAGCCGUGCAGGUUCACCAGGAUACUCUGCGCACCAUGUACUUCGCUUGAAGGCAGAACGCUGUUACCUCACUGGAUAGAAGAAAGCUUUCCAAGCCCCAAGAGCUGUGCCGCCCAAAUCCAGAGGAAGCAAGGAGGAGGAGGGAGGGUAGGGAGGAGUUCAGAAGGCCUUGUUUCCUUCUACAAAGGGGGCUUUAAAAGGGUGGGGAACAGGGCCAGUAAGCCAGACCACCAGCCAGAAGUCUCUGAUGUCCACCUCAUGACCCCCACCCCUCACCCCAUCUUGUCACAUCUGGCCCUGACCCCACUGGACCAAGAGGGGCAGCACUGGUGCCCACCAUACACACAGGUGUCUCAUGUGACUUGCAGUGCUAAAGACUCAUGCCUGACAGCUUGGUAAGGUCGGCUCUGCAGCCCCACGGACAAAAGCUGGUAGGUUUGGGUUUGAUAAUUUAGAUGGGAGAGUGAGGGGCUUGAGAAAGUGGGUGGGAGGAAGGAAGGAUUUUUUAGGAGCCUUAAUCAGAAAAGGUCUAGAUUUGUUUAAGAGGAAAAACGAAACCAGACCCAGAUCAAUAUUUUAGAAUACUAGAUGUUUUAAUGGGUUGAAAAUCCAGUUUGUAGGAAGAUUUUUAAUGCUAAUGAUUUUGGUUGCUCCUCCCCCAGCUGCCACCCCCCUUUCCCUUAUUCCUUUCUCUCCACCUUUUCUACCCCACCUUACACCUCCUCCCUGACAGACAUCCAGCCCCUAGUAAGACUUAAGGCACUAUGGCACUUAGCUCUGAAGUGACACGACCCUGUCUUCCUUCCGCCUACUGGUGGGUAACCAGUGCCUUCCCUGUAACGGUAAUGCUGCAGAACUGCAACCUUUUGUACCUUUCUUUGGGGGGAUGGGGUGGGGGUGGGAGAGGAGGUAGGUGGGGAAGAAAUACCCCUAACCCAACAAGCCUCCAGCCAGAGCGCCAGCUAUUUUGCAUUCAAAGGAAUUGACUUCCAUAUUCAUUGAGCUUUUAAAAAAGAUCACAACCUCAAGAUGGUUAAAGUCCAUUGACAUUUGCACUUUCAGACAUGAUGUCUUGGAGCUGCUGAGAUGACUGGCCCCUGGCCUUUCCACUUAACGCCUCCUUUUCUCCCUGUCCCCCCAAGCCUCCCCACCUGCCUGGGUCUGGAGUUACUUUCAUAGCAUUUCUCAUUCUUGGCUUCUUUUUUCCCCUGAUGGUCAAGUCGCUUAUGUUUCAAUAUUUCUUAACUGGGGUGUCUUAUAACAAAUGAUCUUAAGUCUAAAAUAA